This is a messenger RNA of Humulus lupulus (European hop), 1143 nucleotides long. RefSeq names its product ferredoxin--NADP reductase, root isozyme 2, chloroplastic-like. NCBI's taxonomy places the organism in Eukaryota, Viridiplantae, Streptophyta, Magnoliopsida, Rosales, Cannabaceae. The record is from RefSeq and is a predicted model, not a curated record. The transcript has 5 exons. Gene Ontology annotation, molecular function: oxidoreductase activity. The coding region runs from base 1 to 1143 and encodes 380 amino acids.
AUGGCUCUCCUCCUUACUCAGGUUUAUCUAUUCAUUCCUCCUUAUGUUUGGUUCAAAGUUUCGGCUGCUGCAACAUCUUCGCUCGUGAGUGAUCGCUCCCUCAAACUCAGAACCUUUUUGCUCCUUAAGACUACUAACUUGAGCUCGUUUGAGAAGAGGGCACCUUCGGCGAUGGCAUUCAGCAUUGGAGUACUGCAGAGGCUCCCAACAAGAGUUGCUACUGCUGGCAGAAUAGUGUGUGCCGUACCACAAGGUGGUAAGGUUCCUGUGGCCCCUUCAGAGCUGGAACAUGCGAUGAGGCCUCCCACAAAUCUAUACACGGUUGAUUCGCCUCACACAGCCACCGUUCUCUCUGUUAAGAAGAUUUCUGGUUCAAAUGCUCCUGCUGAGACAUACCAUAUCGUACUUGUUCAUGAUGGCUCUUUUCCUCACUGGGAGGGACAAGUUUUCGGUGUAAUGCCCGCGCCUGAAAAUCCUUUCGAACCAGGAGAUACCGAAAUGCUUAGAUACUUUUCUGGUGCUUCUUCAAGGUAUGGAGAUUAUUUUAAUGGCAGAACAGUUAGUUUAUGUGUGCGUCUUGUCCCUGGUACUACUAGCGAGAUUUUGUGCAACUCAAAGCCUGGAGAUAAAAUUCAACUUACUGGUCCCACUCGUGAAGCAAUGAUUUUGGGAGACAAUAACACCAACGCAACUCACAUAUUUGUGGCCACUGGGACUGGUAUUGCUCCAUUUAGAGCCCAUCUCGGUCGUUUCUUCAAAGAAAAUAUUCCAACAUUCACAUUCGCUGGACAUGCUUGGCUAUUCCAUGGGGUGUCUAAUGAGGACAGUAAACUCUAUAAUCACGAAUUUAUUCAAUAUAGAAAAGAGUACCCUGAAAACUUCCGAUAUGACAUAGCAUUGAGCAGAGAACAGAAGAACAGCAGUGGUGGAAAGAUGUAUGUUCAAGACCUUUUCCGAAGGCAUGCUACUGAGGUGUUGGUGAUGUUGCUUAAGGGAGCCUAUAUAUACUUAGCUGGGCGCAAGGACAUGGUGACUCCAAUUGAAGAUGCCUUAAGGGAUGCUGCCACUGAAAUCGACAAAGAUUGGGAUGGAAUACUGGCCACAUUGAAGAAAAACAACCAAUGGCGUGUUGAAGUCUACUAA